Messenger RNA from Anneissia japonica, 3514 nucleotides. Its product is annotated as endoplasmic reticulum membrane-associated RNA degradation protein-like. The transcript has 15 exons. The record is from RefSeq and is a predicted model, not a curated record. Bases 183 to 1913 code for a protein of 576 amino acids. Lineage: Eukaryota; Metazoa; Echinodermata; Crinoidea; Comatulida; Comatulidae.
GAGUCGAAAGUUGAGAUUUGUCAAGGUCAAGUCAACCCAAAGAAAUGAAUGGGCCCAACGUCGCGCGAAAGAUAAAAGUGUAGGAAUCUUUUUUUUUUUAGUCCUUUUUAAUGAGCUGAACGGCAAUUUGGUUUAUUUGGAUUUUUAGCAGGCCUUCAUGACAAAGUGUUUCAGAAAAUGUUAUGAUGGAAGCAAGUUUCUUGUCAGAGAAUGUCAAACAGUUGGUAUGUGGAACUGGACAAGACCCAUGUGAAGAUGCAAAGACAACAGACUGUCUCCAGCUUCCUCAGGGGACGAUCCAUUGGCAGGCCUUGCAACAUACAUUGAAAGGUUUGGAGGAGUUUCCAAGCAGCUACACAGAACAUGUCGAAAGGUUGCAACCAAUCUGUGUGUCUGUAUGCCACUGGAUGCAAACACUCACCAUUGAAGAGUUUAAAGAGAAAUAUUCUGAUAACCUUCAUUGGACUGGACAAAAGGAGGUGUUCUUUGAAUGUUUUGAAGUGUUACAAUCCAAGUGUAACAGUGCAACCAAUGUAAGUCUUCUGUUAUCAACUGCAGCAUUGGAAAGAGCUCUUGGUGAUGUGUACCUGACAAAAAACCGACCAUGCCCAGCAAUGUUGAAGGACCUCUUGGUAACACCUGAGCUCAGUACAAUACUUGGACCAACUGCAAUACAUAUCCUACAUAUCUUGAUUGGUCCUCCAACAAGUCUCAAUUUGAGGAAUAUAUUAUGGCAUGGAUUUGCAGCCCCUGCUGAAAUUCCUAUCAUGUAUGCUUACUUUUUGCUCUUUGUUACCGCAAGCUUGGGAGAAUUACUUUCCUGUAAUGUAGACCCAGCCGAGCUACCUCAUCGUCCAUGGCUCACUUUUCCCAAUGUCUCUCAAACAUGCAAAAUUACUGAAGUUACUAAAGAUAUAGAGAAGGACAUUUUGAUGGAUGUCUUAAAUAGAACAAGCUUCAUUCCUAGAAAUAUGCUUACCAUAUGGGAGAAAGCUUUGGAAUACUUUUAUGAUGAAAGAUGUGGAUUGUGUGUGAUGUUAUUGCUCCCUCAACUUGAGUUAGGUGUUAGAAGAGUGUUUGUCAGAGUUAAUGACUGUCCUCAAAGACUUGUAACAGCUGAGACUUCAGUUCUUUUCACGACAUUUGAUGAGAUGUUAUGUUUAGGAUUAUCAGAAGAAAAGGAAAAUGCUUUGAUGGCCCAAGUUGGAGCACCAUACACGGAGAUGUUGAUGGAUCUUUUGGUUCACCAAGAUGGACCCAGACUACGCAACCACCUUAGUCAUGGUGAGAUCAACUUCUUUGAUGUUGCUAAGGAUGUCACAGACUUUGUCCUUUUUGUUUGUUUGUCAUGGGCCUGCCUGUUCACAGACAGGAAGUCCACAGAUCCAAAAACAAAUCUAUUUUUGGAAGCAUUGGAAAGUAGCAGUAAAGGUUACAAAUCAAUAUAUCAUCCGAAGUCUAUAUUAAGAAGAAGCCUAGAUGAGCUGUUUACAUCCUUGGAGCAAUGGGAGAACAUUCCACUACCCAAACCUGGCCAACUUGAAUAUGAACCUGGAGCAGAUAGCAAACUUACCACAAUGUUAUCAAAUGUUGCCGAAAAUAUCUGCAACAAUUUUGCCAUUAGAAGCUGUCUAAAUAGGAAUGAGCUACCAACCCACAAUUUAGAUUCUCUGAAAUUAUUUUGUACGAUGAUGUCUCUUUCAACACUUUUCCGACCAAAAAUUGAGCUAGAAGUUACAUCCCUGUUACAGAGGAUUCUCAACCAAUGUGUAUCCUUAUCACAAAAUAUUUUACAAAUUUCAAAGUUACGAUAUGAGCAACUUUUAAACAAAGAACUACGGUCGAGGCAGAGAAAAAACUACAGCAAACUUAUCAGCAGGUUCUGCAAACUGGAUUUUCACAGACUGGCUUGAUACCAUUCCGAGGAAAACAGUGAGCUUCCAGUUGUUUCUCUGGUCCAUUAAAAUCAUAUGAAAUGUGCAACCUCGGUUCUUGUAACACCCUAUGCAUUUGUAGUCAUGCUUAAUUAUUCAGCAUGUAUCAUAUAUAGAAAUUAUCAGGUACCCAUUUAUACUCUUUUGUGUAGCCUGGGUUCCAACCCCUAAGUUGGGUUACUCAUUGAAUACUAUGGAAAGAGAUUUUCUGAGUUUGUAAUAAUAGCCAUCUAGGCCUACUGUUGGCUUUAUACCUAAUCCUAAUUUGCCAAUGCACGUGACUCAGGUUCCAACCAGGUUAGAAAAAAUGCAAUUCUACUAGAGUGCAGUAGAAUAUUAAUAGAAUGUGUUGACUGAAAAUUAUGUUGCUUCUGUUAGUUUUGUUUACAUUCAAUUGGGAGGGUGGAGCGUUCAUUUGAGGGAAAGAUGAACGCCACAUUGUGUUUACUCGAUGGAGGCAUUUAUUCGAGUAAAUAAGGUAUGACAUCCUUGUUUGACAUUCGGGUAACUGCAUCUAAUUUUACUCAGCAUUAAACAAGUCCCUUAUAAUCUCCAAAUGAAUUUGCUCAUUGUUGAUGCUGUCCAGAAGAUAAAAAAAGAAAUAAGGAACUUGGGGCUUGUUUAUUUCCCAGGUGAAUUUUUCCCCAAGAAUACAAGAAAUUUGUCAGUGUGAAAUUUGAAUCCCCGACCUUGCGGUUAGGAACCCAAAUCUUAACCACUGCACCAACCACUUCCAUCGUUACUUGAUGAGUUCAUUUUUUCCUCUGGUCAUCAGAACUGUUGCACCUCCUACCAUCUGAACUUUACCAUAUAAAAUGUGUAUGGCCAGUCUCCAAUUGCUUGUAGUAGAUUGCUUUUUCCUAUUAUUAGUAACCUGACUAUUGAUGGAUAUUAUUUCUCACACACAGCGGUGUGUAAGUGAACGUGGAGAAUUUUAAGCCUUAUUAAAGGCUUAAAUCUCAACCACAAUUCUUGUAAUUAAUUUACAAGACAGCGUAUUCCAAUUACCUGAUGAUGGCACAUGAUGUAGCAUCUGAUUACAGAGCAUGAUGAUAAUGCAGACAAGAAUUAAGUACUAAUCUUAGUUUUAAAUUAGAUUGCCCUUUUAACAAGCUGGAUAUAUAUGGGAGUGCUGCGCACAGGGGAUGGAGGUAAUUAAGUGUUUUAAUUGAUCCAAUUUAUUCCAAUGAACUUCCUCUGGUCUUUUAAUCUACUGGACCUUGAUGGUGAUUUCUCACAAAAUGAAGUGCCUAAUCGGGUUGGUUUAGAAUUCAGAGUUCCUAUGAUGAUCAACAAUAUAUACUUUAAGUGGAUUGUAAAGUUUCUAUUUAUAAAUUGUCAUGGUGAGAGUGAUAAGAUAAUCAUUCACAUAUCAAUUGGUGUUAUGGAGAAACCUACUUUAAAGUGGGUUAGGGUUCAUCCCUAUCUUGUCAUGGAGUAUAAUAGACUAUGGGUCCUUGAUCAUCUUCAGACCGAAAUGCGGUCAACACUUACCAUAGAUUGUUUUAAAAUGUUGCAGCCUGAUAUGCUUUCCUAAUUAUCAAGAGAACUUGAAGAUAGGGGAGUUUAAUUAAGUAGUA